Messenger RNA from Fusarium musae, 399 nucleotides. RefSeq lists its product as uncharacterized. The record is from RefSeq and is a predicted model, not a curated record. NCBI's taxonomy places the organism in Eukaryota, Fungi, Ascomycota, Sordariomycetes, Hypocreales, Nectriaceae. The transcript has a single exon. The coding region runs from base 1 to 399 and encodes 132 amino acids.
AUGUCUGAAUACGGCUCUUCCCAAUUCCUCUCGCGCGGACUGAAGAUCUUCGCCGUUUUCUCCAUGUUCACCGGAACAGUUGAUCUGAUUACCGGACAUAAACUCGUUAUACCCGAAUCAGAGCGAGCUCUCCUCCCAACCCCAACCCUCGCCUUCGUGGACAACCAGCUUCGAUUCUUGGGAGCCAUCUGGAGUGGAUAUGGAAUGAUUCUCUGGUGGGCGAGCAACAAUCUCCAGGCGAGAAAGGUUCCUCUUUCCUUGCUUGGAACUGCCAUGGUAAUAGCCGGUAUUGGUCGCUUGACCUCGGGGCUGACUCUGGGCUGGACUCCAUCGUGGCUCAAGAUUGCUACUGCUGCGGAGCUCAUCGUCCCUCCUUUGAUCUACCUGUUUGGAUUCUAA